AUGGACCUAUCGAGCUGGCCGCAGGUCGCCGCAAUCAACCAGAAGAACUACUAUACUGAUUACCUGAAGAGAGACGAUCAGUACCUCGCAUUCCGACUAGCAAAUGAAGAGGCCAGGAUCAAGAUGACCAAGAGCGCCAAGGACCGUGAUCGCGCUCGCGCAAUGGACAAGUCCACCGAAGAUGCGGACGCAGAGGCGGAGGCAGACGCAGACGACGCCAAUAUGGACGACGAGGAGGACACUCCGACCGAGGCCGCGGGCUCCAAAGUCAUUGUCAUUCACGUUGGCAGCCAAAAUCUGCGAAUUGGCCUCUCAAGUGAUGCGUUGCCGAAGACUAUGCCAAUGGUAAUCGCAAGAAAAUCAAAAACCAGCGAGAGCGAAGAUCGAGAAGAACCGAAACCGAAGAGGCUCAAGCGGGAUGACGGGACGGAUGAAGACCCAGAGAGAGUAUUUGGACCAGAGGUAAGCUCCAUAUGCCUCUGCGGAAGCAGCUCGAACAUCGCUCAUUAG
Messenger RNA from Penicillium cataractarum, 510 nucleotides. RefSeq lists its product as uncharacterized. Lineage: Eukaryota; Fungi; Ascomycota; Eurotiomycetes; Eurotiales; Aspergillaceae. The coding region runs from base 1 to 510 and encodes 169 amino acids. The transcript is spliced from 2 exons. The record is from RefSeq and is a predicted model, not a curated record.